Kluyveromyces marxianus DMKU3-1042 is the source of this 1815-nucleotide messenger RNA. RefSeq names its product gamma-glutamyltransferase (gene ECM38). The transcript has a single exon. Gene Ontology annotation, biological process: glutathione catabolic process. The record is from RefSeq and is a predicted model, not a curated record. Bases 1 to 1815 code for a protein of 604 amino acids. Gene Ontology annotation, cellular component: plasma membrane; fungal-type vacuole. NCBI's taxonomy places the organism in Eukaryota, Fungi, Ascomycota, Saccharomycetes, Saccharomycetales, Saccharomycetaceae. Gene Ontology annotation, molecular function: glutathione gamma-glutamate hydrolase.
AUGUUAUUUUCAACGCCCUAUUUAUGGUUGUUGUUGCUAGGCAGUGUUGAUGCUUUAAGUCCACAUAUAUUGGCGAAGCAACCAGAUAUUUCGAUAGAUAUAGACCGUUCUCCAAGCCUAACACCAGAUCAAGGUCUUUUGAAGAUUGGCGGUAAAUACGCAGUUGCAUCAGACUUGGAGAUAUGUAAUAAUCUGACAAUGAACAAGAUAUUCUUGAAGUAUCCAGGCUCUAAUGCGGUGGAUGCUGCAGUAACCGUUGCCCUAUGUAUAGGGAUGGUUAAUUUCUUUAAUAGUGGUAUUGGUGGAGGUGGCUUCAGUGUCAUUUCUACCAAACAGGAGAAAGUAACGUAUGAUUUCAGAGAAAUGGCACCGCAGUUGAGCAACAAGACGAUGUUUAAUGACAAAGAGGAUUACGCUUCUAUCAUUGGAGGCCUGGCAAUUGCUGUUCCUGGAGAACUAGCAGGUCUAUAUAAAAUGUGGGAAGAGCAUGGUAGUGGGAAAAUAACAUGGGCAGAGGUUUUGCAACCUGUAAUUGAGUUAGGAUAUGAAGGUUGGGAGAUAGGGGAAGUUCUUGGGGCAUCGCUAGGUGCUUACCAGCAUUUUUUGACGAUGAACUAUGAAGACUGGAAAUUUGUUUUCAACCACGACGGUACCAUCAAAAAAGAGGGAGAUUGGAUACGGAGACCGACACUCUCAAAAACACUUGAAGUUCUAGCUAAAAAUGGGUCUGCAGCACCCUUCUAUGAUCCCAAGUCGUAUUUGGUUAAGUCUAUGGUUUCAAAAAUUCAACAGCAUGGAGGCAUUAUUACGGCAGAGGACUUCACUCAGUAUUCAGUGAGAAGAGAAAAACCACUAACAACUCUAAUUCGCCAUGGCUGGGAGAACAUGCCAGACAAUGAUCUCACUGUCUUAACAUCGAGUGGAUCAUCCAGUGGAGCCGCAUUGAUUGCAGCAUUGAAAAUCUUAGAUGGAUUCUCAUCGGUGACUGGUGGAGAUUACUUAACUGAGCAAACUUAUCAAUUAGUGGAGGCUAUGAAAUGGUUAGCCAGUGCAAGGUCAAGAUUGGGGGACUAUGUUCAUAAAGACAGUCUUCCUUCUAGAAUAGAAUCGAUCUUAAAUGAUACUUGGAUUAAGAACGCUGUUAAUAAAAUAAAAGAAAAUAGCCAAGAAGGUGAAUUUCGUACAUUACCACACUGGAAAGAUUAUAAUCCAGUAUAUGAAUUGAAUGAGCCACACGGAACGGCGCAUUUUUCUGUUGUCGAUGAUCAACACAAUGCUGUAUCUUUAACUACCACUGUUAAUCUAUUAUUUGGCUCGCUAGUUCACGAUCCAGUUACUGGUGUCAUUUUCAACAAUGAAAUGGAUGACUUUUCCAUACCUGGGCGCUCUAAUAGUUUCGGAUUGGCCCCAUCUGCUUACAAUUUCAUUGAACCCGGUAAGAGACCUUUAUCGUCCAUGGUUCCGACGAUUAUUCUCAAUGAGUUGGGGCUUCCAGAUAUGGUUGUUGGUGCCUCUGGAGGCUCACGUAUAAGUCCUUCAGUUUUACAAGUUAUUACGAGACGGUACUGGUACCAAAUGCCAUUGCUAGAAGCUAUUGCGUACCCAAGAGUUCACCAUCAACUUUUGCCAGAUGUUCUAGAAGUGGAAAGCAUCCCAAUGUUGGGCAAAUCCCUCAUUAAACAAUUAGAGGAAAUGGGCCAUUUCCCCAAAGAGCUUCCAUCAAGAUCUGUGGUGAACGGGAUAUGUCGUGUUAACGCAGAAUGGCACGCUGUUAGCGACUACUGGCGGAAAAGAGGCAUUGCUGCUGCAAUUUGA